Messenger RNA from Impatiens glandulifera, 2564 nucleotides. Its product is annotated as G-type lectin S-receptor-like serine/threonine-protein kinase At4g27290. The record is from RefSeq and is a predicted model, not a curated record. NCBI's taxonomy places the organism in Eukaryota, Viridiplantae, Streptophyta, Magnoliopsida, Ericales, Balsaminaceae. The coding region runs from base 1 to 2466 and encodes 821 amino acids. Gene Ontology annotation, molecular function: protein serine/threonine kinase activity; ATP binding. The transcript has 8 exons. Gene Ontology annotation, biological process: protein phosphorylation; recognition of pollen.
AUGAUCAUCACCUACUUCAUUUUCCUCUCUCUCUUCUCAUCUUGUCUCUCCCACAAUACUACUCUAAACGAAAACCACUCCCUUAGAGAUGAUAGCCGCAGCACCCUAAUCUCUCCCGGCGGCAGCUUCGAGCUCGGAUUCUUCAGCCCCGGCAGGUCCAGACAUCGUUACGUCGGAAUUUGGUACAAGAACAUUUCCGCCGGAACCGUUGUUUGGGUUGCCAACAGAGACAGACCUGUCUCCGAUAAAGCCGGAAUCCUCACAUUCAAUUCCGCCGGCUUUCUCACACUCCACAAUUCAAAUGGGUCCGUCUUCUGGUCAUCGGACCCACCUCUGCCAUCUACCAAUCCAUCAGUGCUCCAGCUUCUGGACACAGGAAAUCUCGUCAUUAGUGAUUCUGUCACCAAGGAUUUGCUCUGGCAGAGUUUUGAUCACCCUGGGGAUACAUUCUUACCGGGAAUGAAGUACGGCGCAAAUUUGUCUUCAGGAUUGAAUCGGUAUCUUACCUCCUGGAAAUCCUACGACGAUCCAUCUGCAGGGGAUUACACAAAUCGCCUUGACAUUGCCGGGUUUCCACAAAUGUUCCUCAAAAAGGGAUCGCAGAUCCAGUUCCGGGCCGGUCCUUGGAAUGGGCUUAAAUUCAGCGGGAUGCCGAGCUUGAAUUUAAAUGCGAUUUACACAUACGAAUUCGUCUUCAAUAAAGAAGAAAUCUAUUAUGAAUACGAAUUGAUCAACUCUGCCGUGAUCACCAGAAUGAUUCUCAAUCCAUUAGGAAUCCUCCAGAGAUAUGUAUGGAUUGCUAAGGAAAAGGCCUGGGUAAUAUAUCUGACGGCCCAGAUGGACAAUUGCGACCGAUUCGCACUUUGUGGACCCUAUGGGAUCUGCACCAUCGACGAUUCUCCUCCGUGUGGGUGUUUGCCGGGAUUCAAACCAAAAUCACAGACGGAGUGGGACGGAGCUGAUUGGACCCACGGAUGCGUUCGUAAAACAGAGUUGCUGGAGAAUGAUGGAUUCUUGAGAUACUCGAACGUGAAAUUGCCCGAUACGAGAGAGUCAUGGUUCGAUCAAACCAUGAAUUUAGAUGAUUGCCAAGAUUUAUGCUUGAAGAAUCGCUCUUGCACGGCUUAUGCUAAUACCGAUGUCAGAAAUGGAGGAAGUGGUUGCCUUUUGUGGUUCCACGAUUUGAUUGAUAUACGGCAGUAUCAGGUCGGCAACGGCCAAGAUAUCUAUCUCAAAUUGGCUCAAUCCGAACUGGUGAACCUGGGAGAAAUAAAUAAUACAAACAAAAGAGAAAGGAAAAAGAGAACGAUGAAGAUCAUACUCAUCCCAGCAGCAGUCAUCAUUGUCAUAGCUAUGUAUGUGAUCUUUUUCUGGACUAUGAGAAAAGCCACAAUAGUAAGAGAGACUAAUAGCAUCUCCACUCAUAUGGAAGAGUGUGAGCUUCCCCAGUUUGAAUUUUCAGAAAUAGUCACUGCCACUGAUAACUUCUCCCCUAUCAACAUGCUUGGACAAGGUGGUUUUGGACAUGUCUACAAGGGAUUACUGCCUGACAAUCAAGAGAUAGCUGUGAAGAGGUUGUCUAAGAAAUCGAGACAAGGAUUCGACGAGUUCAGGAAUGAGCUCUUGUGUAUCGCGAAACUUCAACAUCGAAACCUGGUGAAGCUCCUCGGUUGUUGCAUUCACCAAGAGGAGCAGUUGUUGAUUUAUGAAUACCUAUCCAACCAUAGCUUGGACUACUUCAUCUUCGAUGAGAUUAAAAGCGCCACUGUGGACUGGCCUAAGCGCUACAAUAUUAUAAAUGGAAUUGCUAGAGGACUCCUCUAUCUUCAUCAAGAUUCUCGGUUAAGAAUAAUCCACAGAGAUCUUAAAGCUAGUAACAUAUUGCUGGACUCCGAUAUGAACCCGAAAAUAUCAGACUUUGGCAUGGCCAGAAUUUGCAGUGGCAACGAAACCACACUCAACACAACCAGAGUCGUUGGAACUUUUGGAUACAUGGCCCCUGAAUAUGCCAUUGAUGGGACAUUUUCACAAAAGUCGGAUGUGUUUAGCUUUGGUGUGGUGACUUUGGAGAUCAUCUGUGGAAGGAAGAACCGUGGCUUCUCUCAUCCAGACCACGACCUAAACCUUCUAGGACAUGCUUGGAAAUAUUUAGACGAAGGAAGGGAGUCGGAACUGAGUGAGCCGGUGUUGGAAGCAACAUUGAACCCGAGGGAGGUGUUGAGGUGCAUUCAAAUUGGGUUGCUUUGUGUGCAACAAUACCCGGAGGACAGGCCUUCAAUGUCAUCGGUGGUGCUGAUGCUGUGCAGCGACAUACCAUUGCCUCAGCCUAAAAAGCCCGGAUACUUUGCAGAAAGGAGAGUUGGAUUCGGGGAAUCUUCUAGCAAUGGUGGUCAGGGUGUCAAUGAUAGUCAGGAUAUUUUCGCCUCAAACAACCAUUUGACUGUGUCAAUAGUAACCUCAAGAUAGAAAACAUGCUCAAGGACUUGUGUUGUUUUUUAGAAACAUUUAUUUUCUCAAAAAAAAAAAACAUCCAUAGAUAGAAACUUUUUUUUUGGAAAAAUAAC